Aureobasidium musti is the source of this 435-nucleotide messenger RNA. Lineage: Eukaryota; Fungi; Ascomycota; Dothideomycetes; Dothideales; Saccotheciaceae. The record is from the annotation of a GenBank genome assembly.
AUGUCGUUGCCCGAGAUGACAGUACACACAUAUCACUGCAUAUGCACGCAGCUCGUACUAGCCAGCCUAUCAACCCUCGAGAGUCUCAAAACUCGAGCCUCGGACUCGUCGCAUAUCCUCCCUCUUCCCGACCUCUCUACAACCUCGUCAACUUCUCAUUACGCAUCGCUAGCCAACACCAUCACCGACACCAAACCUACUGUCAUCCGCUGCGAAGACGGUUUUGAAAAGCGCUACUUCCACAAGUGCGGUCGCUGUGAGUUGAGUAUUGCCUACUCACUCGACAAGAGCCAAUUCGAGGAUACAAAGACUUCUUCGGGACCUAGAGAGGAUGUUGUGUUCUUAAUUCCCGGUGGCUUGAUGUCCACUGAGGACAUGAAGAGUGGAAAAGAUAUGGAUGCUGAGAUUGUCAAGGUUGGCGUCAAAGCUGCUUGA